Messenger RNA from Sceloporus undulatus (fence lizard), 1317 nucleotides. It is a transcript of the gene VPS33B, whose product is annotated as VPS33B late endosome and lysosome associated. Gene Ontology annotation, biological process: vesicle-mediated transport; intracellular protein transport. Gene Ontology annotation, cellular component: lysosome; CORVET complex. The record is from RefSeq and is a predicted model, not a curated record. NCBI's taxonomy places the organism in Eukaryota, Metazoa, Chordata, Lepidosauria, Squamata, Phrynosomatidae.
GAAGGUGCUCCGCCGUCUCCCUCUGCCUCCGCCGCUCUUGGUUCCGGGCAGGAAGGGGCCCGGCGGCGCCUCUCUUCCUCGGUCCCUCCGUCGUUCGCCAUGUCCUCCCCGGGGCACCGCGACGCGCCGGAGCUGCCGGAUUUCGGCCUCCUGAAGCGCCUGGCCCGGGACCAGCUGGUCUAUCUGCUGGAGCAGCUCCCCGGGAAGAAGGACCUGUUCAUCGAGGCCGACCUGAUGAGCCCCCUCGACCGCAUCGCCAACGUCUCCAUCCUCAAGCAACACGAAGUGGACAAGCUCUACAAGGUGGAGAGCAAGCCGGCCCACAGCAGCAGCGACCAGCUGUGCUUUUUGCUCCGGCCACGAAUCAGGAACGUGAAAUAUGUGGCAGACAUAGUCAAUGCUGACAAGGCUGCUGGUCGGACUCGCAAGUACAAGAUUAUCUUCAGCCCUCAGAAGUUCUAUACCUGUGAGAUGGUGCUGGAGGACGAGGGAAUCUAUGGAGAUGUGACCUGGGAUGAGUGGAACUUCUACCUUCUCCCUCUGGAUGAUGACAUCCUCAGCAUGGAAUUGCCCGAAUUCUUCCGUGACUACUUCCUGGAAGGGGAUCAGCGCUGGAUCAGCACUGUGGCGCAGGCAUUGCAGCUGCUGGGCUCCCUCUUCGGCCCCUUCACUAGGACCUAUGGAAUUGGCCGGUGUGCCAAGAUGGCCCACGAACUCUUGCUGGAGAUAGUGGAAGAGAGCGAGGUGGACAACAUGGGUCGGAAGCCAGAGAUGGGCUCCAUUUUUCUCAUGGACAGAGAUGUGGACUACGUUACAGCUUGCUCUCAGGUGGUAUACGAGGUGGUGGAUGAUACCUUCCGCAUCAAGUGCGAUCCGGAACGGCACUUUUCCAGCGUCUUUGGCUUCCUGAGUCAGAAGGCCCGUAACCUGCAGGCCCAGUAUGAUCGACGGCGUGGGAUGGACAUAAAACAGAUGAAGGACUUUGUCUCCCAGGAGCUGAAAGGCUUGAAGCAAGAGCACCGCCUGCUCAGCCUCCAUAUUGGGGCCUGCGAGUCCAUCAUGAAGAAGAAAACCAGGCAGGAUUUCCAGGAACUCCUGAAGACUGAGCACGCGCUCCUGGAGGGUUUCGACAUUCGAGAGAGCAUCAGCUUCAUUGAAGAGCACAUUGACCGGCAGUCUCCCCCCAUUGAGAGUCUGCGGAUGCUGCCUCUUGUCGAUCACGGGAGUGCUGUAGUGUGGCGUGUGGCUACCCCCAAGGACUACCGCUCCCUGAAAACCCAGUACCUGCAGGUGAGGAAUGACGCCAGCCCCCUCUGA